AUGGAAAUGUUAUUGAAGAUUUGGGUAGUAAUAAUAAGUUUUAUAAGUAUAGUUCCAUUAUUCUUAAUAGCUCAAAACUCUCCAAAAGAUUAUCUUAAAGCUCACAACGAUGAACGUGUAAAAGUUGGAGCUAAGCCACUGAAGUGGGACCCACAGCUUGCAUCGCUUGCUCGCAAGUUUGUGAAGAAACACAUUUUUGACUGCAAGAAGGGGAUUUUUGAUACGACCUUUGCUGGUAAUACAUAUGGCCAAAGCAAUGCAUAUAAUCUAGGAUCCAGAUCAGGUGUUGAUGCUGUGAACGCAUGGCUGUUGCAGAAAAUAAACUAUGACUAUAAAUCCAACACUUGCAUUGAUGGGAAUAAUCCUAGAGAUAUGAAUAAUAAUGUGAAUUUAGAAGAGAAUGUUCCUCAUAUAGUUCGAUGUGAUCAAAAUGCUGAUGAUGUAUUGGAUAAGAUUCGUGUUAAUCAAUGA
This is a messenger RNA of Arachis ipaensis, 471 nucleotides long. Lineage: Eukaryota; Viridiplantae; Streptophyta; Magnoliopsida; Fabales; Fabaceae. The record is from RefSeq and is a predicted model, not a curated record.